GAUGUAGGAGUUUACGAGGAUCACCUGAAUGCGGCAUACGUUUCUCAGCCGGUGUUUUCAUAUUUUUACGCCCCUCGGCUCUUGUACGGUGGUUUCCAUGCUUCAGAGACGACAAACGUAGCGGACAGGGGUGACAUGACUCUGACCAGAGGAUCUUUCACCUACGCCAGUGGGGAAGAGUACCACGGCGAGUGGAAAGAAGGUCGGAGGCAUGGUGUGGGCCAGCUCAAGUUUCAGGAUGGAACCUGCUUCUCCGGCCAGUUCGAGAAUGGACUCUUUCACGGCUCUGGUGUGCUGCUCUUUACAGAUGGAUCCAGGUACGAAGGAGAAUUUGCACAUGGGAAGUUUCAAGGCACAGGAGUCUUCAGUAGAUUCGACGGCAUGAAGUUUGAAGGAGAAUUCACAGAUGGACGUGUUGAGGGAUAUGGGCUAUUGACUUUCCCAGAUGGAGCUCAUGGUGUCCCGCGAAACGAGGGCCUGUUUCAAAACCACAAGCUGCAGAAGAGAGAGAAGUGUCCAGGAGUGGUGCAACGUGCGCAGGCUUCAGCCUCCAGCGCCCGCACUCUGGCGCUUUGACUGUCAUGGACCUCAGAGGAGACACGGUCAGGGUUCCAGCAACUUCCAGGAGGGCCUCAGGGAUGUGUACUCGUAUACUCCCCUCCAGCUCUUCUCUCUGUGUCUUUCUCUCUUUUUUUCACCAUCACUUUCUUUUUCUGCAUCUUCCUCGCUUAGCCGUCACAGUGGCUUGGAAUGCACAUGCAAUUUGACCAAACAAUGGCUUUCUGUAUGACUGACUUGAAAUGCACAACACCAUGAAGCACACCUUUAACUUCACAAGUCAUGUUAACACCAAAUGCUGCUGUUUUGUUCCUUGUACUCAUAAACAGUGUCUUAGUGGUUUCUCUAGAAUAGUUAGCUUCAUAUAUCAGACAGCGGAAAAUAGGAGACCUCUUCUUACCAUGCAAUUGCACAUCUGGUACUUUAAAGGUCCAGUGUGUAGGAUUUAGGGGGAUAUAUUGGCAGAAAUGGAAUAUAAUAUAAUAAUUAUGUUCCGUUAAGUGCUUGUCACGUUUUAUUACCUUAGAAUGAGCCAUUAAUAUCUUCAUAGGGAGCAGAUCCUUGUCCAUAGAGAUCGCCAUGUUGCACCACCAUGUUUCUACAGAAGCCCAGAAAGAACAAACCAAAUACUGACUCUUGAUAGGGCCAUUUGUGUUUUU
Molecule: messenger RNA, 1217 nt
Organism: Epinephelus fuscoguttatus (brown-marbled grouper)
Lineage: Eukaryota; Metazoa; Chordata; Actinopteri; Perciformes; Serranidae
Gene: morn4
Product: MORN repeat containing 4
Exons: 5
Coding region: 136-576 (146 amino acids)
Source: RefSeq, a predicted model, not a curated record